This is a messenger RNA of Puntigrus tetrazona (Sumatra barb), 5039 nucleotides long. RefSeq names its product discoidin domain receptor family, member 2, like (gene ddr2l). The record is from RefSeq and is a predicted model, not a curated record. Bases 197 to 2821 code for a protein of 874 amino acids. Gene Ontology annotation, cellular component: signaling receptor complex; membrane. NCBI's taxonomy places the organism in Eukaryota, Metazoa, Chordata, Actinopteri, Cypriniformes, Cyprinidae. Gene Ontology annotation, biological process: protein phosphorylation; multicellular organism development; positive regulation of kinase activity. The transcript is spliced from 17 exons. Gene Ontology annotation, molecular function: collagen binding; ATP binding; protein tyrosine kinase collagen receptor activity.
CUUCUUCUCCUGCAGCAGAUCUUCCGAUGCAUUGUAACAGUGUUGAAGAACAUUAACUGUUGAACACAAUGCCUCGACAUCUGUAAUGGCGCGUUGACUUUCGGAUGUGACUUCGGUGGGAUAAACUAUUGUCCGGAUCCCCAAAACAGAGAUGUAGUCUGUAGUGUCGUCUGUCGGCAGACUCUGAGGUCUCACUAUGCUGCUUUAUCUGCUGCUGACCAUCUCACUAACAAACAUCAAUGGCCAGAUAGACCCAGCUCACUGUCGUUAUCCUCUCGGUAUGGAGGAUGGGAGGAUCAAAAACGAUGACAUCUCUGCCUCCAGCCAGUGGUAUGAAACCACAGGCCCUCAGUAUGCAAGGUUAAACCGUGAGGAGGGGGACGGCGCCUGGUGUCCUGCUGGUCAACUGCAGCCCUCAGACGUUCAGUAUCUUCAGCUUGACCUUCGUCAGCUCAUCUUCCUCACCGUGGUCGCUACGCAGGGUCGUUACGCGCGCAACUCCGGCAACGAGUUUGCGCGCAAAUACCGCCUGGAGUACAGUCGCGACGGACACCGCUGGAUCUCCUGGAGAAAUCGCUUUGGUAGUGAGACUAUAAUGGGCAAUAUAAACACCUACGACUCUGUGGUGAGAGACCUCCAUCCUCCCAUCAUCACUCGAUUCUUACGCUUGAUUCCCGUCACUGAUGCCCUACACACUGUGUGUAUGAGAGUAGAGCUGUUCGGAUGUGCCUGGCAGGAUGGCCUGACGGCGUACAGCUCUCCAGAGGGCCAGACCAUGAUGCCUCCUGGCUAUCCCAUUACACCUCUCAACGACUCCACGUACGACGGGGCCCUGGAACGCAGGAAGCUGUCUGGGGGUCUGGGUCAGCUGACGGAUGGUGUGAUCGGUCAGGAUGACUUUGUACAGAGAAGACUGGACCGCUUGUGGCCCGGAUAUGACUACGUGGGCUGGAGGAACGACAGCUUGGGCCCUGGAUAUGUGGAGAUGGAGUUCCAGUUUGACAGACAACGAAACUUCACCUCCAUGAAGGUCCACAGUAAUAACAUGUUCUCUCGGGGGGUGAAGAUCUUCGCGUCCGUGUCCUGUGUGUUUAAGCUGCACCUCAUUUCUGAGUGGGAAGCAGAACCGGUGGAGUUUCACACCGUUCUAGACGACAGGAACCCAAGCGCGCGUUACGUGACGGUCCCGCUGAAGCACAGAUCGGCUGCGGCAUUGCGAUGCCGCUUCUACUUUGCUGACACUUGGAUGAUGUUCAGCGAGAUCUCGUUUCAGUCUGCAACUAAUGUGCUUCCUACCCAGAAGCCCCCAUUGUUGACCCCUCCUUCUUACGAGGUUAACAGCAAACUACCACAAACUACACAAAAAACAGAGGACCAGACUACAGCAAAUCCACCCAAACCAGGCUCUCCUGAAGAGGGCAGUACAUCGAUUCUGAUUGGCUGUCUGGUGACUAUUAUUCUUCUACUAGUGGUGAUCAUCUUCCUGAUUCUGUGGUGCCAAUAUGUCUGCAAAGUCCUGGAGAAGGCUCCGAGGCGUAUUUUGGAGGAGGAGGUGACCGUGCGUUUGUCCUCUAGCAGCGACACAAUAAUUCUGCAGACUCCCCCGGUGCCCCCGCGCAUCUCCCUCGACCCGCCCUAUGAGAGGAUCUUCCUGCUGGACCCCCAGUAUCAGGAUCCUGCUGCGCUCAGGAAACUUCCCGAGCUGUCGCGAAGCGCAGAAGCUUCUGCCUGUAGCGGAGGAUAUGCCGAACCUGACGUGACCCUGUGCACCCCUCACCAGUGUUUUCAGAGCAGCGUGCCGCACUACGCUGAAACCGACAUCAUCAGCCUGCAGGGCGUCACCGGCAGCAACAUGUACGCCGUUCCGGCCCUCACCGUAGAUUCCCUGACGCGGAAGGACAUCUCUGUGGCCGAGUUCCCACGAGAGAGGCUGCUGUUCAGAGAGAAGCUCGGAGAAGGCCAGUUUGGUGAGGUGCAUUUGUGUGAGGCCGAGGGUUUGGCUGAGUUCCUGGGAGAGGGUGCACCGUUACCGGAGCAGGACGGGAGACCGGUGCUAGUAGCAGUCAAACAACUCAGAGCAGAUGCCACCAGCAAUGCCAGAAAUGACUUCCUGAAGGAGAUAAAGAUCAUGUCUCGUCUGAAUAACCCAAACAUCAUUCAGCUGCUGUGUGUGUGCGUGAGCUCCGACCCGCUCUGCAUGGUGACGGAGUACAUGGAGAACGGAGACCUCAACAUGUUCCUGUCCCAGAGAGAGAUCGAGAGCACACUCACACAUGCCAACAACAUUCCGUCUGUCAGUACUGCUGACUUGUUGCACAUGUCAGUGCAGAUCUCUUCUGGGAUGAAGUACUUGGCUUCUCUGAAUUUUGUGCACCGUGAUCUGGCCACACGAAACUGCCUCCUGGACCGUCAUCUCACCAUAAAGAUCUCUGAUUUCGGCAUGAGCAGAAACCUGUACAGUAGUGAUUACUAUCGUAUACAGGGGCGCGCUGUACUGCCUAUACGCUGGAUGGCCUGGGAGAGCAUCUUACUGGGGAAGUUCACAACAGCUAGUGAUGUGUGGGCAUUUGGAGUAACUCUGUGGGAGAUCUUCACUUUAUGUAAGGAGCAGCCCUACAGCCUCCUGUCUGAUGAACAGGUCAUCGAGAACACCGGUGAAUUCUUCAGAAACCAGGGGAGACAGAUCUUUCUCUCAGCCCCACCACUCUGUCCAUCCUCUCUGUUCGAGCUGAUGAUGCGUUGCUGGAGUCGUGACAUCACGGACCGGCCCACUUUUCACAGAUUGUAUCAGGCCUUGCGAACGUUAGCGCCCCACUCAUGACUGACACCUGCUCUACUGAAAUAACCUGGAGGAAAACUGUUAUACAAGUCUUCUGACUGCUCGCCAGUCGCUGAAGUAGAGCAGGAACAUUAUAGCCACAAUGUAGCGUCAUUAGAGCAGUAGAAAUCCAAUGGAGGAGAGAGAUCUAGAGAUGAGAUUUCACAAAAGGCAUUCAUUCAUUCAUUUAUUCACUCACAUAUUCAUCUCCAUUGGGACUCAAAAGAGCUUUUUUUCCAAUCCAUAGACACUUGAGGUUUUAGUUUUUUUAGACUUUAUUGUUGUUCUUUCCCUUUUUUAUUUCUUUAUCAUAUGGUAUUUCUGUUUGUCAUUUUGCAACAGUGACUCUUGAGCCUACUGUAUAUUCUAGGCAGAAAGAACCAACUGGACGAAUGUUGUGUUUGUCAAAACUGUGGUUGUGUAUCGUUAAGCACUGCUGUCUUGGGUUUUUAUUUGGUUUUUGUCUAUUUUUGUUGCUUAUUUACCCCCACACUGGAGUUACUGUGUCUUAUGAUAUUAAGUGUUGUUUUAAUCUCUAAAUAUGAAUGUUUUUACAGGUUCUUUGGAUAUAGCCGGGUCAGAGACCUGCUCUGCCUGGAUCUAGCAGAACUACUGUUAUAGUUAGAUUAAAAAACCCUUUCGGAGGAGAAGGGAGAGGGUUAUAGAGCCAACAAUGGACUGACGUGCAAUUAAAUGCACUGUUUCUUCCCCUUCUAGACCAAUGGACCAUGAUUCAUCCGUGCAUGUUUCCAAAGAAGACAAUGUCCGUUAUUGUAGUGUUUCAUCAAAAUGUAAGAACUUGGUUCUUGUUUAAUCUUUACAAAGAAGCAUUUCCAUUGGGAUAUGUCAAGAUGUUCUUGGGGUAAAUUUGACCUUUAGCCUCCACAUGCAGAUGUCCAAUUAUAGAAGUAAAACGGGUUGUUAAUGCCAUUUCAUGUUGGCAUUAAAGGAAUUAUUCUUCCCAAAAUUUAAAUUUGAUGAACACAUUUGGGGAAAUGUAUCAUUGCAUCACUUGCUCAGCAACUGAUCCUCAGCAGUGACUGGGUGCCGUCAGAAUAAGAGUCUAUAACAGAAUACCUAGUCUAUAACAUUCUGAUGGCACCCAUUCGCUGUAGAGGAUUCAUUGGUGAGCAAAUGAAUGCUAAUUAAUCUAAAUCUGUUCCUAUGAAGAAACUAACUCAUCUAUAUCUUGGAUGGUCUGAAAGAGAGUACCUUUUCAGCAAAUUUAGAUUUUUUGCAUGAUGUAUUCCUUUAAAAUCCAGCAAAAAUGUCAAUAUUUCACCACCACAGACAAAAAAAAAAAAACUCAGUUGCAAAGGAAAACACUAUACUUCCUUGUUACUGGCAUAUUGUUCUACAGUUACAUUGUUGUUGUAUCUAAAUGAACUAAGUCUGAGGACAUACAGGACCAAAAAAUAUUAAUAUUGUAGAGAUCCAUUUUAUCUUUGAUCUCUGUAGAAGGCACAUUUAUGGGGGAAUAUGUAUGUAAGUGUAAAAUUAUUCAAAGCACAUUUUUCUCUUUCUUUAAUCCACUUUAAUGUUUUAUUAAUGUCAUUUAAUGUUUUUGUAAAGGUUUGUGAAUGAGUGUUGAACCAAAAACUCCAAAACAAUUUUUUUUUUGGUGUACUAUUAUGUAACCAAGAUCUGAUAUUUCCAUCAUUUUUCAUCAGUGCAUACUAGUUUUUACAUUCCUUUCCUAUAGUUUGUGUUUACUGUAUUUCAGAAAUUGUCUUCAAAUGUACAGGAGAAGUUUUAUUGUUUGGCUGCUGAAAGGUUUGGCUAUGCAGGAUGUUUUGAAGAGUCCUCCAAUAGCACUGGGAUUUCGAUUUGAAUGUUGGUGGUUGGAAAGCUUAGGAGAAGGGCCACCACUAAAACUCAGUCUCCCAGAAGCCUUUGCUGAAGUGAGCCUGAGGCAAUUUCUGUUAUUAAUGAUCAGAGUUUGCUUUUCACUACGUAUUUAGAGACCAAGAGUGCAUGUCAGUGUGAUUGUGUGAUACUGUGAGUGUGGUUUUGUUUCAAGUGAAAUUCAGUGUACCUUCUUUUAUCAUUUAGUAUAACAGUCUUUCAUUCAAACCUUUUUACUCUCUGUAUGUGUCCUACAUGUACAUUACAUAAGCAGAGUAGAUACUGUAUGUAUAGUAAUAUAUUGGGGACUAAGGAAGACUUGUUUUCUUUCAUCAUCUUUCUUAUUUUCCAUAAUAAAUACAGAUUUUGCUGUUAA